Cornus florida is the source of this 3949-nucleotide messenger RNA. RefSeq lists its product as uncharacterized. Bases 85 to 3582 code for a protein of 1165 amino acids. The record is from RefSeq and is a predicted model, not a curated record. Gene Ontology annotation, cellular component: RQC complex. Lineage: Eukaryota; Viridiplantae; Streptophyta; Magnoliopsida; Cornales; Cornaceae. Gene Ontology annotation, biological process: rescue of stalled cytosolic ribosome; ribosome-associated ubiquitin-dependent protein catabolic process. The transcript has 14 exons. Gene Ontology annotation, molecular function: tRNA binding; zinc ion binding; ribosomal large subunit binding.
UAUAAAUGGAAUUGAAUCGCCUUCUUCCUCGAGAAAUCUCAAAAGAAACCUAACAGAACAGCACGACAGAGAGAAACACAGAAAAUGGUGAAGGUUCGAAUGAACACGGCCGAUGUGGCCGCAGAGGUCAAGUGUCUGCGACGAUUAAUCGGAAUGCGUUGUUCCAACGUCUAUGAUCUCUCUCCUAAGACAUACGUGUUUAAGCUUAUGAACAGUAGUGGAGUUACUGAAUCUGGGGAGAGCGAGAAGGUUUUGUUGUUGAUGGAAAGUGGUGUCAGAUUGCAUACCACAGAUUAUGUUCGGGACAAAAGUAACACUCCUUCCGGGUUUACUCUCAAAUUGAGGAAGCAUAUACGCACAAGAAGGCUUGAGGAUGUGCGACAACUUGGAUAUGAUCGGAUAAUUCUCUUUCAAUUUGGAUUGGGUGCUAAUGCACACUAUGUCAUAUUGGAGUUAUAUGCCCAAGGAAAUAUUAUCCUCACUGAUUCUGAGGUCACGGUCCUGACUCUUCUCCGGUCGCACAGGGAUGAUGAUAAAGGCUUUGCAAUUAUGUCACGACAUCGUUACCCAGUGGAAAUUUGUCGAGUUUUUGAACGAACUACCAUGACAAAGUUGCAGGCAGCUCUUACAUCCUCAAAAGAACCUGAUAAAAAUAAAGAUAUAGAGGGUACUGAACCUGGAAAUAAUGUGUCUAAUGAACUAAAAGGAAAGCAAGGUAGCCGUAAAGGUGCGAAAUCAUCCGAGUCUAAUAAAAAUGCAAAUGAUGGUGCCCGUGCCAAGCAAGCCACAUUGAAGGUUGUUCUUGGGGAGAUAUUGGGUUACGGGCCUGCACUAUCUGAACAUAUCAUUCUAGAUGCUGGUUUGGUUCCAAGUACAAAAGUUGCUGAGGAUUUCAAAUUAGAUGAUGAUGUCAUUCAGGCUCUGGCUCAGGCUGUUAUAAAAUUUGAGGAUUGGCUAGAGGACAUUAUAUCAGGUGAUAGAGUUCCAGAAGGCUACAUUUUAAUGCAACAGAAAAUUGUGGGGAAGAAGAACUGCACCUCAUCAGAGCCAGGAACUUCAGACCAGAUCUAUGAUGAAUUCUGCCCCCUAUUGCUGAACCAGUUCAAGUCUAGGGAUUCUGUGAAAUUUGAGACAUUUGAUGCUGCUUUGGAUGAGUUUUACAGUAAAAUUGAGACUCAACGGUCUGAACAACAGCAAAAGGCAAAAGAGGGCUCAGCCAUGCAGAAACUUAGCAAAAUUCGCACGGAUCAGGAAAAUCGUGUGCACACAUUGAAGAAAGAAGUUGAUCGUAGUAUUAGAAUGGCAGAAUUGAUAGAAUAUAAUUUAGAAGAUGUGGAUGCUGCUAUUUUAGCUGUUCGUGUAGCUCUUGCCAAUGGUAUGAGUUGGGAAGAUCUAGCUCGAAUGGUGAAAGAGGAGAAGAAAUCUGGAAAUCCCGUGGCUGGUCUCAUUGACAAGCUCCAUCUUGAAAGAAACUGUAUGACACUGCUGUUGAGCAACAAUCUCGAUGAAAUGGACGAUGAUGAAAAGACACAACCUGUGGACAAGGUAGAAGUUGAUCUGGCACUUUCAGCUCAUGCCAAUGCUCGGCGAUGGUAUGAAUUGAAGAAAAGACAGGAGAGCAAACAGGAAAAAACUGUUACAGCUCAUGAAAAAGCCUUCAAAGCUGCUGAGAGAAAGACUCGUCUCCAGCUUUCACAGGAAAAAACUGUCGCUGCAAUUACACAUAUGCGCAAAGUUCACUGGUUUGAGAAAUUUGAUUGGUUCGUCAGCAGCGAAAAUUAUUUGGUUAUUAGUGGACGUGAUGCUCAGCAAAAUGAGAUGAUAGUCAAGCGUUAUAUGUCAAAAGGAGAUCUGUAUGUCCAUGCAGAUCUCCAUGGAGCUUCUAGCACUGUGAUAAAAAAUCACAAGCCUGAACACCCUGUACCCCCUCUCACUUUGAACCAAGCAGGAUGUUUCACUGUUUGCCACAGCCAGGCAUGGGAUUCAAAGAUUGUCACUAGUGCUUGGUGGGUAUAUCCUCACCAGGUCAGUAAGACUGCUCCUACGGGGGAAUAUCUUACAGUUGGGAGUUUUAUGAUCCGCGGGAAGAAGAACUUUCUUCCUCCACACCCUCUUAUUAUGGGCUUUGGGAUAUUAUUCCGUUUGGAUGAGAGUUCUUUGGGAUCUCAUUUGAAUGAAAGGAGGGUAAGAGGUGAGGAGGAAGGGAUAAAUGACAUUGAAGAAAGUGGACCUGUGGAAGAAAUAUCUGAUUCUGAUUCAGAGAAGGAAAUCUCAGAUGAAAGACAUACAUUAGAGUCACAAAGCAACCUAAAUUCAUCAAUAGAUCAUACUAAAUCAGUAUCAGGGGGCUCACCAUCUGAAGUUAGCUCUGUUAGUGACUUGGGUACUUCUGAUGUGAAAGCUGAAUUUCCUAUCGAAGAUAGAACUACCUUAAAUGGUAUUGAUAAUGAGAAUGUAUCUGUAAUUGCUGGAGAAAGUGUUUCUUCUGUCUCCCCACAACUUGAAGAUCUCAUCGACAAGGCUCUUGAGCUUGGAUCUUCUACUGCAUCUGGUAAAAAGUAUGGGCACCAAGCUUCUCAAAUAGUUUCGGCAGAGGAACAUAAUCAUGAAGAGAAGAAGGCAACUGCAAGAGAGAAACCUUAUAUCUCAAAAGCUGAAAGAAGAAAGCUCAAGAAAGGCCAGAAAAAUAGUACUGUAGGUGCUAUCAUUGAACAUGAAAAAGAAGAGAAAAGUACUGGUGAUGUGAUUGUUGAACAUGAAAAAGAAGAGGUAGAAGAUGAUAAUUAUAGUGUCAAUCAGUCUGAAGAAAAUGUUGUAAAUUCAAGGCCAGGUGGUGGUGGAAAACAAAGCCGUGGGCAGAGGAGUAAACUCAAGAAGAUGAAAGAGAAAUAUGCAGACCAAGAUGAGGAAGAAAGGAGCAUCCGUAUGACUUUACUGGCUUCUGCCGGAAGAGUGCAAAAGAAGGAUAAGGACUCACAAAAUGAAAAGGCAGCUGUUGGCAAAGGAUCGGAAGUUGUUAAGGGCCUUGAUGAUGCUCCAAAAUUAUGUUAUAAAUGUAAAAAGCCAGGUCAUCUGUCUCGAGAUUGUCAAGCACACCCCGAAGUGCUUGUGCAUGAUCAUGCAAAUGGUGGACUCAAGGAUAAUCCCAACGGCAGUUUGGAUAAUACUGCUAAUGAGAUGGACAAGAUAGCCAUGGAGGAAGAAGACAUUAAUGAGAUAGGUGAAGAAGAGAAAGAGAAAUUAAAUGACGUGGAUUACUUGACUGGUAAUCCACUGCCUAAUGAUAUUCUCCUAUAUGCUGUGCCUGUUUGUGGUCCUUAUAGUGCAGUACAAUCAUACAAAUAUCGUGUUAAGAUAAUUCCUGGCACGGCAAAGAGAGGAAAAGCUGCGAAAAUGGCCAUGAACUUGUUCGGUCACGUGCCAGAAGCAACAAACAGAGAGAAGGAACUGAUGAAGGCAUGUACAGAUCCUGAGCUGGUUGCUGCAAUUAUUGGCAACGUAAAAAUCGCAGCUGCAGGGCUUACUCAGUUGAAGCAAAAACAGAAGAAAGGCAAAAAAACAAACAAGAAACAAGAAACUUAGUCAUCUUAUGAGAGGAAGAAAGCAGAAGUUCGAAAACCGGUCUCCAUAACUGGUCCUUACAUUGACACCUUUGUACAAGAAAAAUGAUAUUGGUGUCUCUGAUACUGAAUCUUUUAGUGCAAGGCUACAACCAUGUGUUUCAUGUAGAAGUCAUUGUAUGGAUGGGCAAAAAUUAUUGUUUUGAAUACAUACACAUGUAAUAGAGAUUUUUUGUUUUUUUUUGCACUACCGUCAUGAUGCCACACUCACAUAAAUGCAGUCGGAUGUUGAUGUCUCACUCAUAUAAAUGCAGUCUUUCGGACCUUGUAUCUCUGACUCUUCAUUGUUGAAUACAUUUGGAUCCUAGUUGGGGAGUUGGAUGUUGAUA